This is a messenger RNA of Mercurialis annua (annual mercury), 1449 nucleotides long. Its product is annotated as GLABRA2 expression modulator. Bases 200 to 1153 code for a protein of 317 amino acids. The transcript is spliced from 4 exons. The record is from RefSeq and is a predicted model, not a curated record. NCBI's taxonomy places the organism in Eukaryota, Viridiplantae, Streptophyta, Magnoliopsida, Malpighiales, Euphorbiaceae.
UAAUCAUCAUUUUAUCUUAGUGUACGACCCACCACCGUCUUUACCGGGUAGCCCGUUCAAACUCAAAUCAAAACCGAAAUUCUAAGAAAUUUCCAUCUUCUCAUUUCCACAUCAAACAAAAUCAAAAUCUCAUUUCACUUCCUUCACAUCACACACGCGCCACCGUACUCCCCCGUCAGAAUAUUCCAGAACAGCAACAAUGGACAAGGCGGAGACCGGGCAAGAGCAGCAGCAAAAGACGAGAACGGAUCCAUCCACGGUUGUGGAUCCGAAUCUGAAAUCCACACCUGAUCCGAAUAAAGUUGAAGUUAUUAUUAAUCAUAAAGAUGAUUCAGCAGCGAUUGAUAAGAGCAGUAGUAAUGAUAGUGAAGCGGUUGGAUUGGAUCCUGAAGGUGAUCAUCAGUUAAAAGAACAAGGUCCGAGUCGAACUGGAUCGGGGAGAAAAUCGGUUCAUUGGAGCCCCGAACUAGUGACCGAAUCUCACGCUGCUUCUCUAAAUAAUAAUAAUGAUAGUAGCAAUGUUUUUAUUGAUGGAUCUAAUCCUUAUGUUUCUUCUUCUCCAGCUCCAGCUGCUUCGUUUUCGUUUAAAGAGACGAUGGGAUCGGUGAAGGAUGUGUUAGGAAGAUGGGGUAAAAAGGUUGGUGAAGCUAGUAAGAAGGCGGAGGAUCUCGCCGGAAACACGUGGCAGCACUUGAAAACAUCCCCUAGCUUUACAGAAGCUGCCCUAGGAAGAAUUGCUCAGGGAACAAAAGUUCUAGCAGAAGGUGGUUAUGAGAAAAUCUUUCAACAGACAUUUGAAACGGUUCCUGAGGAGCAACUCCAAAAUUCAUAUGCCUGCUACUUAUCCACAUCAGCUGGUCCAGUUAUGGGGAUUCUAUAUGUGUCUACAGCAAAGCUUGCAUUCUGUAGUGACAAUCCCCUGUCCUAUAAAUCUAGUGGCCAAACUGAAUGGAGCUAUUAUAAGGUGGUGAUCCCAUUGCAUCAGCUUAAAGCAGUGAAUCCUUCUUCUAGCAGAACAAAUACUGCUGAGAAAUACAUUCAGGUGAUCUCUAUUGACAAUCAUGAAUUUUGGUUCAUGGGUUUCUUAAACUAUGACGGCGCUGUGAAAUGUCUCCAGGACGGUUUGCAAGUUCCUAGUUUACAGUCUGUCUGAUACAUUUCAUUUUCUGCUGGAUUAAACUUUAGCAUCGUAUAUGAUCUUACCUUAGAACAAACCAUAAGUUAUUAACAUGCACCGUCUAGAUGUAAUAUGACAUGGGUGCCUGCUGCAAUUUUUUUGGCAAUUUUUCAAUCCUCUGGAAAUGGAAGUAGGUAAUUGUAGAGUUAUUGAACAUUUUUGGAACAGUUAGAAAAGAAAAUAUGUUUGAUGUUUAUGUACUCAAUUUAUAUUGGAGUACUUUUUAUGGUACAACUUAUAAGUCUACCUUAAUUAUGAUCAUUUUUUUCACA